UGUCUAUCUCUCCCUUUCCCUCGCCAAAAGCCCUUACUUAAUUCCCCGAAACAUUGCUCACCACUCAUCAUUAUCUCCUUCUCUCGCACUGAAUCCUCUUCUCUCUCCUUCCUUCUCCAUGGGUUGAAGAAGAACCCCCGCCUCGAUUCCCUUGUUUUAGAAUUAUAUGGAGUGGGAUAGUAAUUCUGAUCUGAGUGGGGACGACGACGACGGUUUCCUUCUCAAUGAGGGAGGCUCUGUUCCUUUCCCUAUUCCCACCUCCCUGCAAACCGCUCCUUGCGGCUUUGUAGUCACCGAUGCUCUCGAGUCCGACCAUCCCAUCAUUUAUGUCAAUACCGUCUUUGAGAUGGUUACUGGCUAUCGCGCCGAGGAAGUUCUUGGCCGCAACUGCCGUUUCUUGCAAUGUAGAGGACCAUUUGCAAAAAGACGAAACCCAUCAGUGGAUUCCGCAGUUGUUUCUGAAAUACGGAGAUGCCUUGAGGAGGGAAUUGAAUUCCAAGGCGAGUUGUUGAAUUUUAGAAAGGACGGAUCUCCAUUAAUGAACAGACUGCGUCUUACACCUAUAUAUGGAGAUGAUGAGACAAUCACUCAUGUUAUUGGAAUCCAGUUCUUUACCGAGGAAAAUAUUGAUCUCGGUCCAGUGUCAGGAUCUUCAAUAAAGGAAUCUUUGAAAUCAUCUGAUCGUCCCCCUUCUGGAUUUUCUGGUUUUUGUACUAUUGUAGUUGGGGACCGAAAUGUCUCUAUUGGGCUUUGUGGGAUAUUGCAAUUGAGUGAUGAGGUGCUGUCUCUCAAGAUACUUUCACGAUUGACACCAAGAGAUAUUGCAUCAGUUGGUUCUGUCUGUAGGCGACUUUAUGAGCUGACAAAAAAUGAGGAUCUUUGGCGGAUGGUCUGUCAAAAUGCAUGGGGUCUUGAGACUACUCGUGUUUUAGAGACGGUUCCUGGUGCAAAGAGACUUGGGUGGGUAAGGCUGGCAAGAGAGUUGACCACUCUUGAAGCAGCUACAUGGAGGAAACUUACUGUUGGAGGUGCUGUUGAACCUUCACGCUGCAACUUUAGUGCUUGUGCUGUUGGGAAUCGUGUUGUGCUUUUUGGUGGUGAAGGGGUAAACAUGCAACCGAUGAAUGACACCUUUGUACUGGAUCUUAACUCCAGCAACCCUGAGUGGCAACAUGUCCAGGUGAGCUCUCCUCCGCCUGGUCGUUGGGGACAUACACUAUCUUGUGUGAAUGGAUCCAAUCUGGUGGUAUUUGGUGGCUGUGGAAGGCAGGGCCUGCUCAAUGAUGUUUUUGUGCUAGAUUUGGAUGCAAAGCCUCCAACCUGGCGAGAGAUCUCAGGAUUGGCUCCUCCUCUUCCUAGAUCAUGGCACAGCUCUUGCACUCUUGAUGGGACCAAGCUGAUUGUUUCUGGUGGUUGUGCAGAUUCUGGAGUACUUCUUAGUGAUACUUUCCUGCUUGAUCUUUCAAUGGAGAAACCUGUGUGGAGAGAGAUACCUGUAGCAUGGACCCCACCUUCUCGUUUGGGUCAUACACUGUCGGUUUAUGGUGGUCGGAAGAUAUUAAUGUUCGGGGGUCUUGCUAAGAGUGGUCCACUCCGGUUUCGCUCUAGUGAUGUAUUCACAAUGGAUCUAAGCGAGGAGGAACCAUGUUGGAGAUGCGUAACAGGGAGCGGAAUGCCUGGUGCUGGAAAUCCGGGUGGCAUAGCUCCACCUCCAAGACUUGAUCAUGUUGCCGUGAGCCUUCCUGGAGGAAGAAUUCUUAUCUUUGGUGGAUCAGUUGCUGGUCUUCACUCUGCUUCCCAACUUUAUCUCCUGGACCCAACUGAUGAAAAACCUACGUGGAGGAUACUGAAUGUGCCAGGGCGACCCCCAAGGUUUGCUUGGGGACAUAGUAGUUGUGUUGUUGGUGGGACAAGGGCUAUUGUACUUGGCGGUCAAACUGGCGAGGAGUGGAUGCUAACUGAGCUCCAUGAGCUAUCUCUGGCAAGUUCAGUUAUCUGACCACUGUCAUGGCUAAAUGAGGAGGUGCAGCUUGAAAAGGAAAUAGUAAUACGUUAUCCGCUCAAAAUGAGUGUGUCCAAUCCACGAUUGAGAUAGAAUUCGCGCAACUUGAUUGGUGAAGAUACAUGGGUUAAUAGGGAAAAAGAAAGGAAAGUAAGAGAAGACUUGAGAAACAGGGUCUGCUGAUGCCAAAGGACUUUUGUAUUAGGUGAUUGUCCCGAGAUGCAAUUUCGUGUACCAAGUUGUUGUGGCUCGGGAUCAAACUUUGAAAUGGGUAACUUGGAAAAUUGUUCU
Molecule: messenger RNA, 2293 nt
Organism: Hibiscus syriacus
Lineage: Eukaryota; Viridiplantae; Streptophyta; Magnoliopsida; Malvales; Malvaceae
Product: adagio protein 1
Exons: 2
Coding region: 167-1999 (610 amino acids)
Biological process (GO): circadian rhythm; response to blue light
Cellular component (GO): nucleus; cytosol; SCF ubiquitin ligase complex
Molecular function (GO): protein binding
Source: RefSeq, a predicted model, not a curated record